Papilio polytes (common Mormon) is the source of this 688-nucleotide messenger RNA. RefSeq lists its product as uncharacterized. The transcript has 2 exons. Lineage: Eukaryota; Metazoa; Arthropoda; Insecta; Lepidoptera; Papilionidae. The record is from RefSeq and is a predicted model, not a curated record. Gene Ontology annotation, cellular component: endomembrane system. The annotation marks the transcript as partial. Gene Ontology annotation, biological process: vacuolar proton-transporting V-type ATPase complex assembly.
UAACAGCAGUAAAUAAGUAUUAAUCAUGGAUCUUAAAGGUUCCCUGGUUGAUACAAACAUCAAAAUACUUCCUUCAGAAGCACUAAGUAAUUUCAUUAAAAAUAUAUCCAGUGAUGAUGUUCCUAGUAACAUUUUAAAAAUCAAAAAAAAUGAUGUCAAAAUAGAAUCUAAAACCACUUAUGAAGUGAAACAGGUCAGCUUUAAGAACAAAGAUAUAGAAAACAUAACUAAAAUCAAGGAAACCAUUAGUAAAGUUUAUGAAUCCAACAAUACUGAUACAGAUGAAAUUAAAGAUACAUUAAUUUCUAAAGAAGACAAAGAGGAUUUGGAAAAAGAGAGUAAAAGAGAUUUAGAAGUAAAGGAGUUCCAAGAUGAGGAUAAGAAAAAUAAAGUUUUCUUAAACACUUCCGAUAUGGAUUGGAUGUAUAAUUACAUUAAUAAAUUAAGAGAAGAGGGAAAAGAUGUACCUUAUUUACAUGUUCUGUUUGAAGGAUCCCAAAUUGAAUUACCUGAGAAUGGUAUUGUAAAACGAAAUCCUGAUUUAGAAGCCAGAUGUGUAAAACUCAGAGCUCAAAUGGAAGCUAGAGAGUAUCGUAAAAUGACAAAAAGUGUUGAUAAUGUUAGGAUGCGGUUUCCAGAGGACAGUAUAAGCUAUCAAAUGAAACAAUUAAAUCGUCAACUAAUUGCA